Messenger RNA from Pezoporus flaviventris, 886 nucleotides. Its product is annotated as non-structural maintenance of chromosomes element 3 homolog. Bases 92 to 838 code for a protein of 248 amino acids. Gene Ontology annotation, cellular component: nucleus. Lineage: Eukaryota; Metazoa; Chordata; Aves; Psittaciformes; Psittacidae. The record is from RefSeq and is a predicted model, not a curated record. The transcript is spliced from 10 exons.
GUCGCGAUGGAGCGGGACGCAGCGAUAGGAACGGCCCUGGAGCGGUUUUAGCCCGCCCGGUGCUUGUUUUGCCCUCAGCGCUGUGAGAGGAAUGUCCCAGAGGAAGCGCAGCAGAGGGUCGGGUCCCUCCCAGGCAGACGAUGGGGACGAGGAUUUCAGCCUCAGCCCCAUGCUGCCGCGCAGCCAAGUGCAGCGGAACCUGGAGAGGCACUCCCAGGACCAAGUGAACCAGAAGGUCAGUGAGCUGGUUCAGUUCCUACUUGUCAAAGACCAGAAGAAAAUCCCUAUUAAGAGAGCAGAUAUCCUGAAGAAAGUCAUCCGGGAAUACAGAGACAUCUACUCGGAGAUUGUCAACCAGGCAGGCAGGACCCUGCAGCAGGUGUUUGGGCUGCAGUUGGUGGAGAUGGACACCAGGCAGCACAUCUACAUCCUCACCAGCACCAUACCCCGCACCGAGGGGGAGAACCUGCGCCGGGACAACCAGACAGCAAAGCUGGCGCUCCUCAUGGUCAUCCUCAGCUUCAUCUUCAUGAAGGGUAACUCGGUCAAAGAUGGUGCAGUGUGGGAAUUUCUCCGCAGGCUCCGCAUACAGCCAGGGGAGCGCCACGAGGUCUUUGGGGACGUCAAGAAGCUGGUGACAGAGGAGUUUGUGCGGCAGAAGUACCUGGAGAUCACCCCCAUCCCCUUGACGGACCCCCCCGAGUUCAAGUACCAGUGGGGGCCACGGGCAGCCAAGGAGACCUCCAAGAUGGAGGUGCUGCGCUUUGUGGCAAAGAUGCAAGGGAAGGAUCCCACGUACUGGGUAAGCCAGUACAAUGAGGCUAAGACCACCCGUUGACCUCCCAAAACAUUGAUGGACCCCCCCCACAAUAAAGGUGCAGCUUGA